UCCCCCAGAAAUACCCAAAUGCUGAUGUGUUACAAGGAAUGUUAGCGCUGGUAGACUCCUGAGUUUGUUGUUUUGUUUUUCGAUGCAGUAACACAAUAACGGAGAGCAGCGGCAGUGGGUCAGAUUGAGGUCGAUGUGAAAGAAGACGCAGUGGAAGAGAAAUCAGCAGCACCGGGUCAGAGAGCGAAUGGCGCCCAAAGGUAAAGUUGGCACAAAGGGAAAGAAGCAGAUCUAUGAGGAGAACGAGGCGACUCUGAAGUUCUACACAAGAGUCAUUCUAGGAGCUAAUGCGAUAUACGCUGCCGUAAAUCUUUUGGUUUUCUACAGUUCAUCUACAUUUUGGACAUGGCUGCUGCUUGCUUUUGCACUAGCAGUGUAUGUUGGGAGUUACCGCUCCAUGUCUGCCAUGGCCAAGCCAGUGUUUGCUGAGGAUGGAAGUCUCCUGGAUGGAGGAAUAGACUUGAACAUGGAGCAGGGAAUGGCAGAGCACCUGAAGGACGUCAUCCUGCUCACAGCCAUAGUACAAGUGCUCAGCACAAUCUCCUCGUAUUUCUGGUAUCUUUGGCUGCUGGCCCCGGCCCGUGCCCUGCACCUGCUCUGGGUGAAUUUUUUGGGCCCCUGGUUUAUGGCAGAAAGCCCAUCAGCACCAGAGGAAGUGAAUGAGAAGAAGCAGAGAAGACAAGAGCGCAGACAGAUGAAGAGAUUCUGAUGCUGCAGAGCAGACGGAGCAGUAUUUUUAUAAUCUAAUAUACGGAUGGCGAGGAACUCAUAAGUUAUUUAGGAAGAAAUUUUGUUAUUAAGUUAAACUCGAUCCAAAUCUGAUACUGUGGAAUCUUGUUUUCCAUGUUUUCUUCCUGCUUUUUCUUGUAAUCCAAUUUUCCCCCUAAAUUAUGAAAUGAAAUGUUCCCUACUUAGAUAAUGUCACGGUCCAAAUAUCAUUUGUCCUCAAGCAGAGAUUUAAGAGCAGAUUUACUUUCAGUUACACCCCACAUACCACCCCCCAAUAACGAAAAUGAGUCCAAACUGAAUUUGUUUCAUCAGUGCCACGUUUUUCAUGGAAUGUCUUUUAUUUUAUUUUAUUUUUCAGAAAUGUCUCUGAUGUAACACAAUUCAUCAGUGAUCCUUCAAUACCGAGCCAACAGAUUUUGUUUGUGAGCUAUUAAGACUUAUAAAAUCAACUGGUUAUAAAUCAAGUUUUAAUAGGAAAAUGGGAACAUUUUUGCAAUAAAAAUCUUCCUGCAGUGUGUGGAGUUUAUCAUGAUAUUAUUAUAUAUCAGAAGAGAUUUUUUUUUUUCAGUUGUCAGGUUCUUUCUCUCUGUUUUUUGUUUCUAAACAUUGUUCCUUCAGUCAUGAAUUCAAGUACUGAGCUUUUCCUAGGAGGCUAAAAUUUGCUUUUGGUGCCUUAAUAAAUACAUUGGAGCAUAAAUGACUGGGUCCAACUUAAAGGAUUUCUAACACACUUUAAACGGUUUUAAUGUGAUUUUCAUAGAGAAAUGAAAAAUUUUAGCCUCCUCGGUCAAAAGUAGGAAUAUUUGGCUAAAAUUAAAGUCAUGUACCAUAAUGGCUGUUACAGUUCACAGCCCAGGUGUCCAUAGUUUCAUUUCAUAGUCUAUUGUUAAUUUCUGUUGUUUAGUAUGUCAAAUUAAUAUCUGAAUUCAUGUUUUUGGCAAUAAUUUUUACUUUUGUCAUUCUGUGGUCAUCUUUUUGGUUUGGCAGUAUUCAAAUGGUCCAUUUAUCCAAAUAAAAAAGACAUUUAAGUUGGUUUAUGCAUUAAAUGCGAGGAAAUAAAAGAACCGUCCUGA
Molecule: messenger RNA, 1802 nt
Organism: Seriola dumerili (greater amberjack)
Lineage: Eukaryota; Metazoa; Chordata; Actinopteri; Carangiformes; Carangidae
Gene: tmem208
Product: transmembrane protein 208
Exons: 6
Coding region: 188-709 (173 amino acids)
Biological process (GO): vacuolar protein processing
Cellular component (GO): intracellular membrane-bounded organelle
Source: RefSeq, a predicted model, not a curated record